UGGAAACACAGCAGACAAAGAGGGGAGGCGGUGCAUUGAGGGGUUGAGGGGGCAGCAUUCUUCCCGAUAGCAGCUCUUACAGCCCCUGAGAGACAGAGAGGGAUGUGAACAGAGAUGUCAUUGAGAGCCCUCGCUGCCGGGAUGAGGCGAGUUCGGCUUUGGGACUGCACACUGUUGUCCUUGAAGGAGGAGUGACUGGCCCAGCUGGAACCUGGAACCCAGCACCCAGGAGGUGAACCAGCAGACCUGAGGAGGAGCCUGUGUCCUGUGUCCUUGGGAGGCCACUCACCGCAGGAUCAAGAUGACCACAGCCACCACUUUGGGGGACGCCGUCUUCUCACUGAACAUGACCAGAGGAGAAGACUUCUUGUAUAAGAGUUCUGGGGCCAUCGUGGCUGCCAUUGUGGUGGUCGUCAUCAUCAUUGUCACCUUGGUUCUCAUCCUGUUGAAGAUGUACAACAGGAGAAUGAGGACCAGGCGGGAGUUGGAGCCCAAGAGCCCGAAGCCACCUGUACCUCCUGCCCUGGACCCAAACAGCAACGGCAGCCAGCAGCCUGCGACUGUGACCUUUAACCCUGCAGACAUCCAAGUGGAGACCCGGUGACCCUGUCCCAGUGCCGCCCCUGCCUCUGCAAGGAGCUUUUAUGGCCCAGAAGUGUGCUCUUCUGGCAGCUUCACUUGAGCUUUUUCUGGUUGGGUAAACUGAGGCACCUUUUGUAUAGCCCUUGCAGCUUGAAGCCAUCCUUAACUGCAUUCUGCUCUGGCCACCCCAAGCUGUGUCCAUGUCCCUCUGCCACUAUACCAAAGAGCUAAGGACAUUCUUUUGUCACCCGAUGAGAAGCACUGUGCUGGGAUACUGGUAUGAGUCUGAUUCUUGCCCCACAAAUGCUACAGCUAGACAGACAGACAGACAGACAUCUGAGUGUUCUGGUCAGGGGUCAUCACCCAGGGUCUGCCACUUGGGAGCAUCUUGUCUUAAGUGUCAUGUCCACAACAUUGCAGAACAGAUUCUCAAUCUCAUAUUGGGUGCAGGGAAACUAACUCGGACUAACUAACCCACAAAACUAACUUGGUAAUAUCUAACCUAUUCCAGUACUAGGUGACCACUAGUCAGCUCAUGAUGGCCGGUCGGAACGCUCUCCCCCUUAAGGAACAAAGGGUACCAGAGG
This is a messenger RNA of Arvicola amphibius (Eurasian water vole), 1169 nucleotides long. It is a transcript of the gene Ncmap, whose product is annotated as non-compact myelin associated protein. The record is from RefSeq and is a predicted model, not a curated record. Gene Ontology annotation, molecular function: structural constituent of myelin sheath. Lineage: Eukaryota; Metazoa; Chordata; Mammalia; Rodentia; Cricetidae. Gene Ontology annotation, biological process: peripheral nervous system myelin formation; regulation of myelination. The coding region runs from base 302 to 604 and encodes 100 amino acids. The transcript has 5 exons. Gene Ontology annotation, cellular component: plasma membrane; Schmidt-Lanterman incisure; paranode region of axon.